GUGAGAUCACACACAGCGACUAUUUUAAGAGCCUCUCUCUCUCUCCUCUCUCUCUCUCUUCUUCGUUGAUUCUUCUUUCCAUAACAAAAUUCUGCUCCUCUCCACCACCAAAAAUCAAAAUCCCUUAUUUUCAGGGCUUAUUUUUUUUUUUGCGUAAUUUGAAGUCACAUCCUUCGAAUCUUUGAAAAAUUUUCUUUCUUUUCCAUCUGAGGUUUAAAUGAGUUUCUAGUUUUUGCUCCAAUUCAAUUUCAUUUUUCUAGAAUUUUGUGGGUUUUACUCAUUCCAACAUUUAAAAGGUUUUAUUUGGGUAUUUGUUUUCAAGAAACCUUUGAAGAAUUCCGUCUUUUCCCAUCUGGUUUACCCUUUCUUCCGACUAUAUAUAUAUACCAUGGAUUUGAAGAAAUUUCAAGAAUCAACCGAUGGUGAGACUGCUGCCAUGAAACCCGAAUCAAGAAGCGUUGGUUCUUCACCAAAAAAUUCGAGUGGUCAACUAAGUGGUUUAGGUUCAAAGUCGAAGGAAUUUGGUAAUAUGAAUAAUAAAGAAAUGUUUUUGAGGGCUGAUAAGAUUGAUUUCAAGAGCUGGGAUGUUCAAUUGGAUAAACAUUUGAGUAGGGUUUGGUCAAGAGAUAGAGAGAAAGAAGCAGCUCAUACUAAGAAAGAGGAAUGGGAAAUUGAUUUAGCUAAAUUGGAUAUAAGGAAUGUUAUCGCUCAUGGAACUUAUGGUACAGUAUACAGAGGUGUUUAUGAUGGUCAAGAUGUUGCAGUGAAGGUAUUGGACUGGGGAGAGGAUGGACUUGCUACUGCUGCUGAGACUGCGAAUCUUCGGACAUCUUUUCGACAAGAAGUUGCUGUUUGGCACAAACUUGACCACCCAAAUGUCACCAAGUUUGUUGGAGCUUCAAUGGGGACUUCAGAUCUUAAGAUCCCAACAAAUAACACUUCAAAUGCUGCUCAGAACUCUUUACCCUCAAGGGCUUGUUGUGUUGUGGUGGAGUAUCUUCCUGAUCUCUCUAGAGGUUUAAGCUACCUUCACACGAAGAAGAUUGUACACCGUGAUGUGAAAACUGAAAAUAUGCUGUUGGAUUUAAAUCGAACCCUAAAGAUUGCUGAUUUUGGAGUUGCUCGUGUUGAAGCUCAAAACCCUAGAGACAUGACUGGUGAAACAGGAACUCUGGGUUACAUGGCUCCAGAGGUUCUUGAUGGAAAGCCCUACAAUCGGAAAUGUGAUGUGUAUAGUUUUGGGAUUUGCUUAUGGGAAAUUUAUUGCUGUGACAUGCCCUAUGCUGACCUUAGUUUUGCUGAAGUAUCCUCUGCAGUUGUUCGUCAGAAUCUACGACCCGACAUUCCAAAAUGUUGCCCGAGUGCAUUUUGCAAGCAUUUUGAAAAAAUGUUGGGAUGCGAACCCAGACAAGAGACCCGAAAUGGAUGAGGUGGUGAGGCUUUUAGAGGCGAUUGAUACAAGUAAAGGCGGUGGAAUGAUCCCCGAAGAUCAAGCCUCUGGUUGUCUUUGUUUUGCCAAAACCCGUGGCCCGUGAUUUAUCGUUUUUCCUCAUCAUUUUGCAUAAGUUUACGAGUACGUAAACAGACACAAAAAUUUUGUCACGUUGUCAUUUAAAUGGUAAAGACAAGCAUGUUGGGGGUGGUGGUUAUAUAUGCCUUAUUUGGUUGUUUGCUAUAUAAAUAUUAUAACAAUUACUGUUUAUAUAUGUUUUUUUUUGUGAUAUAAAUUUUAUGAAAUAAUUCGCUGGGGGUAG
This is a messenger RNA of Lactuca virosa, 1754 nucleotides long. The record is from the annotation of a GenBank genome assembly. NCBI's taxonomy places the organism in Eukaryota, Viridiplantae, Streptophyta, Magnoliopsida, Asterales, Asteraceae.